UGAGAGAGUGAAGGCAUGUGUGGGUCGGUGGUUUCAGAUGAUACAGAGCGCGAAUUUGAAUUUCAUUUCUGGGUUUUUGGCCAUUUUGGGGAAGAAGAAGAAGAAGAAGAGAGGAUAAUAAUGGCGGGAAAGCGUUCGUCGCCGUUUUCUUCUCCGUUGCUGAGACCACCACCUGAGCUACUGAAUGUGAAGGAGGAAGGAGAAACGGAGACGUCGUGCUGGAGAAAGGAGGUAGACGAGAACUUGAAGCGUCUCCAAUCGCUGCUCUUUGGCGCCGACCAAUUUCUGGAGAAAUCUGAUUUCUCCUCCGCUCAGAUCCUUGGGCUUCGACUUCUAGGUUUCCUCGAUUCUCGCUCUGUCACUGACGCCGAUCGUGAUUUCAUUUGUCCCAUUCGCCGAGAAGUUGCCUCUAAGGUCGAUUUAGCUUUGGAAGGACUCGUUUCAGAUUCGGAUCGGAAAGCGUUUGAGCUUGCAAAUACAGUUCCAGGACCUAUUUUUGGCAGCAAAUUUGAUGUGGAAAAGAUUAAGCAGUCAAAACACUUUAGUUUUCAUAUCAGUCAAUCUAAUGGAAAGGGUGUUAAGGAGAUGGAAGAACGACAGGAUACGGAUAAGUUGAUUCCCAAAGCACCAAAGUCAAUGAUGCAAGCCAAACUGACAUCAUUGUAUGGAAACAGCAUUGGUAAACCAGAUAAUCAGCGAAAAACUUCUGUGAACAAUCAAGACCGUGCCUCUGAUGAAUGUGUCAUUGUCGAGAGAAGUCAUGGAUUUGGUUUUGGAACAAAGCGAACUCAUGCAGAAACCAGCAGUCUCGCAAAUGAUGGGGAAAUAAAGGCAGAUGGAGCUCCUAAUGGAUUUGUAUCCGCCAAAAUAAAACUGGAAAUGGAUGUAAGACAAAGACGAGGAUCAACCGAGUCACCAAGUUCUUGUCUUUCUCCACAGAGUGAAAAAAAUGCUUUGGGUAGGGGCUAUGGUUCAAGAUCGGGUGGAUUAAGACGUGGAUACCGUGGUAAUUUUGUCCCUCCUGUUAAAUCUAAUGGGAAUAAUGUUGGAAACUUGACAUCUCGUAUUGGUGGAAAGAUUGACGAUGCACUGGAUGACUCAACCAGAACAUGUUUGGAGAUGCUCUGUGGUCCUGAUGGUGAGCUUCCCGAGAAGUUGAGAAAUUUGGAACCUCGUCUUAUAGAGCAUGUCAGCAACGAGAUUAUGGAUCGAGACCCCAAUGUCCGCUGGGAUGAUAUUGCUGGUCUGGAGCAUGCUAAAAAGUGUGUAACUGAGAUGGUCAUUUGGCCAUUGCUGCGUCCUGACAUUUUCAAAGGUUGUCGUUCACCUGGAAAAGGACUUCUUCUCUUUGGCCCACCAGGAACUGGUAAAACGAUGAUUGGAAAAGCUAUAGCUGGAGAAGCAAAAGCAACAUUUUUCUAUAUAUCAGCCAGUUCAUUGACAAGCAAAUGGAUUGGCGAAGGUGAAAAGCUAGUGAGGGCCCUUUUUGGAGUUGCGAGUUGCCGCCAGCCCGCUGUGAUAUUUGUGGAUGAAAUAGAUUCUCUACUAUCUCAGCGUAAGUCAGAUGGUGAACAUGAAUCGAGUAGAAGACUCAAGACACAAUUCCUGAUUGAAAUGGAAGGUUUCGACAGUGGCAGCGAGCAAAUUCUCCUUAUAGGAGCAACAAAUAGACCCCAAGAGCUCGAUGAAGCAGCAAGAAGACGACUAACCAAGAGACUCUACAUUCCUCUUCCUUCAUCUGAAGCAAGAGCAUGGAUUAUACAGAAUCUCCUAAAGAAAGAUGGGUUGUUUACACUGUCGGAUGAUGAUAUGAACAUCAUAUGCAACCUAACGGAAGGGUACUCGGGAUCAGAUAUGAAGAACCUGGUGAAAGAUGCAACUAUGGGUCCAUUAAGAGAAGCUCUCAAACGAGGGAUAGAUAUAACUAACCUGACGAAAGAUGACAUGCGUCUAGUAACUCUUCAGGACUUUAAAGACGCAUUGCAAGAAGUAAGGCCUUCUGUUUCUCAGAACGAACUCGGAAUCUACGAAAAUUGGAACAAUCAGUUUGGUAGUUUAAGCCUAUAAGACUGAGAUCGGAGACUUCUGUACUCAAGACUCCUGGACCAUUCAUCAAUCUCACGUGCACGAAGAACCGGCAAUGGAUGUGAAAGUUGACUAGUCUGAGCAUUUCUGUAAAAAAGGAAAUUAUGUAAACAAACAAGAAGUGACUCUAAGGAAGAAAAAUCUAAAUUUUCAACGCCA
This is a messenger RNA of Arabidopsis lyrata subsp. lyrata, 2244 nucleotides long. RefSeq names its product fidgetin-like protein 1. NCBI's taxonomy places the organism in Eukaryota, Viridiplantae, Streptophyta, Magnoliopsida, Brassicales, Brassicaceae. Gene Ontology annotation, molecular function: ATP hydrolysis activity; ATP binding. The record is from RefSeq and is a predicted model, not a curated record.